UCAAAACAAACUCACGUUUGCACUCUCGUUUGCACCAAGACAAGAAGGACUAUAAGAGUUUACUUGUAAAAUAGAGUUUCACACGUUCACGUCUCCAAUGUUUUUGGUUUCUCUACGAAAUAUCAUUAUUUUUUGAUCAGAAUGCAGCCGCCGGGAGAGAGCACUUCUUCCUCUAAAGAGUGGCCCGCUUUGGGACAACCAAAGAAGAGGAAGGGUCACACGCCCAAGGCAACCUCGUUUGCUGCAGCCUUGAAGGCCAAGGAGCUUGAAGAAGGUGGAGGACAGCAGACUGUCACCGAUGUCCAAACCUCGGAAAGAGCCCCAGCCAUAUCCUGGGAAGAAAGAAAGGCCGCGGUGCGUGCAGCGAAGCUUGCGAACAAGGAGGAAAGACGUCUUAGACGCGAGGAAAACGUCAGGAGACAGUUACAGGCACCGACAGGAUACCGAGUGCAGAUGAUUUCAAGUGUUCCCGGCGUGAACCCGACUGUGUUAGGAAAAGGGGGAAAAGGCACCACUUUCCAAAACGCUGAAUUGUCGUUUCCAGAGCUAGGAGCUAGAAAUGUAGCGAAAAGAAUUCAGGAACCCAUUAAUGUCAGUCACACCGGUCCACCAGAAACCGUUAAGCCGGAAAGUGCAACUCCGUCAAGAAAGAAAAAGCCGGAUAAACAUUUGGUUGUGACUUUGGAGCAUCUCAUUAAAAGCAGACCAAAGAAAAUAGUGGCGGUCAAGAAGAGGAAGAUCAAGCUCAAGACUGUCUUCCAAGAACAGCUGUCAGGGAAUCCACUGGACAGUUCCAAGCCAGUGAGACACAGAGGCAAAGUCAGAGAGGUACCCAGGGCAAAGCGGAAGUCGUCUCUCAAAAACGCUAUUUUAGCCUACAGGAAAUUAAAACAGCUUCAACGAGAAGGAACUGAAAAGUUGCAAUCAAAAGAAAAAUUUGCUGACGCAGAGAGUGAGGAUCCAGCCUUGGACACAAUUAGCGAAGUUCAAAUUGAAUCUGCUCCUGUCUGUGAGCCAGAUUUUUGUCAGCCAAUAUCAUUCAAAGAUAUCUUCCACUCCAGAAAGUUUAGAGAUUACUGUGAUAAUAUGUUGGGGAAGGAUUUGGAGGACAGCGUUGAGACACUUUUGAAAGCUCUUGCGCAGAUGCAGGACAAGUCGUAUCAGAAGGACCCACAAAAAUACAAAAAGAGGAUUUUGUCUGGGCUACAUGAGACCAAAAAGGCCAUCAGUAUCAGAAAGGCGAAAUUAGUCAUUAUUGCUCCAGACCUGGAAAAAUGUCCUCAGCCAGGCGGAUUGGACUCGAAAAUUGCAGAAAUAAUUUCGCUGGCUAAGGAGACCUCGACGCCCUACCUGUUUUCUAUUGGGAGGAGGAAACUGGGGAAGAUUUUAUAUAAAAAAGUUCCAGUUAGUUGCGCAGCUAUAACAAAUCCCGAGGGGGCAGAGGAAUUGCUGAAAACGGCUCUCGCGUUGAUGCACAUCAAGAAAUCAGAGUAUGCAGCAGCCAAUGUGCAGGAGCCGUUGUUGAACAAUCUCAACUGCGAGGAAAAACAGUCAGACGUAAAUAGACUUGUUGUUUCUUCUCUUCUCAACGCCCUGGAACAAUCGCUGCAAGCACCAAAGACGUCCGAGUUCCUGCGUGUCAUCGACGCUAUUCACGCGAAUGAAGAGAGUGAUUGAAUGA
This is a messenger RNA of Cloeon dipterum, 1681 nucleotides long. It is a transcript of the gene Sbp2, whose product is annotated as SECIS-binding protein 2. The transcript is spliced from 7 exons. Gene Ontology annotation, biological process: selenocysteine incorporation. Lineage: Eukaryota; Metazoa; Arthropoda; Insecta; Ephemeroptera; Baetidae. The record is from RefSeq and is a predicted model, not a curated record. Gene Ontology annotation, molecular function: ribonucleoprotein complex binding; mRNA 3'-UTR binding; selenocysteine insertion sequence binding. The coding region runs from base 142 to 1677 and encodes 511 amino acids. Gene Ontology annotation, cellular component: ribonucleoprotein complex.